AUGAGCAUGCUCCUCCUCGCCGGCACGGCCCUCGCCGCCCCCGCAGCCAAGUCAGUCGCCGAACGAGCAAACGACAGCAUCGACAACGUUCUCCCUCCCAUCGUCCCCAUCAACACCCGCUCCGGCGACAGGGACCUCAUCGCAAAGCUCAUCACUGCCCCCACCCAGGUCGAGCGUGCCAAGCUCCUUGACCAGCCUGGCGACUACGUCUUUGACUUUGAGGCCGCUACCGGAUCUGGAGAGUCCAAGGGAAAGGGUGGCCGUUCCACCUCUGCUACUGCUCUCACUAUGCCUGCUCUUAUUGGCAACGGUGCUUCCAUGACUGUCGCUUUCCUUGGACCCUGCGGCAUGAACACCGCUCACGUCCACAACCGAGCCACCGAGCUCAACAUCAUCGUCAAGGGACGUCUCGUGACCAACUUUGUCAUCGAGAACGGUGCCAAACCUAUCCAGAACACUAUGGACACCUGGCAAAUGUCCGUCUUCCCCAAGGGAGCCAUCCACCAAGAGUUCAACCCCGACUGCGAAGAUGCCGUCUUCGUCGCCGGUUUCAACGACCCCGACCCCGGUGUGAACCAGAUUGCCCAGAACUUCUUCAGCCUGAACGGCGAUGUUGUCUCGGCUACCCUCGGUGGAGUUCAGACCAUCGACGGCAAGGACAUUGAGAGCUUCCGUGAGGUGAUUCCCGCCAACAUUGCUCUCGGCAUUGAUGCUUGCCUGAACAAGUGCGGUAUCAAGAGGAACGCUAAGCGCUCCAUCUCGGAGAUUCUUGCCUAA
Messenger RNA from Fusarium vanettenii 77-13-4, 777 nucleotides. RefSeq lists its product as uncharacterized. Lineage: Eukaryota; Fungi; Ascomycota; Sordariomycetes; Hypocreales; Nectriaceae. Bases 1 to 777 code for a protein of 258 amino acids. Gene Ontology annotation, cellular component: cell wall. The record is from RefSeq and is a predicted model, not a curated record. The transcript has a single exon. Gene Ontology annotation, molecular function: manganese ion binding.